Molecule: messenger RNA, 1363 nt
Organism: Lingula anatina
Lineage: Eukaryota; Metazoa; Brachiopoda; Lingulata; Lingulida; Lingulidae
Product: small integral membrane protein 14-like
Cellular component (GO): endoplasmic reticulum
Source: RefSeq, a predicted model, not a curated record
ACAUCCGCAUCCGGGCAUCAUCGGGGAACAAAAUAUAGGAGAAGGAGACGUGUCGUUACUUCAAAGGUCCUUUGAAAAAGUAACUAUAUUCCUAGCAGAGGGGCGUUCGCUGGCUCUUAGUCAGUCGUAAAGCUGUCACCAUGGCUGACUUUGAUCCAUGUGAAUGUGUUUGGAACCAUGAAAGUGCUAUGCAGAGACUCAUCAAUCUGUUGAGGAAUUCCCAGUCCUAUUGCACUGACAAUGAGUGUGUACAAGAUAUGCCAGGGCCCAAUGGUAACCCUGCUGAUGGUGGUUUCAAUGUGAUGAUGAUCAUGAUGGCAUGGCUGGUGAUUGCCACAGCUCUGUUUCUUCUAAGACCAGCCAGUCUCAGGAAUAGAGGAGACCAAAAACCAAGUGGAAAUGGCAAUAAUGGACCAAAUAACCAUCCUCCUGCACCACCCGUCUCAUAAGUUGGAUCCUUGAAGAAAAUGGCUUUAACUGACAGGCACGAAAGGAAAUUUCUUCAUAUUGCCUACAUAUAUAUAUAUAUUUAAGAUCAAUUUUAUUUUGAUGUUGGAAUAUUUGGAAUUCAAGACAAAUUGCAAUCUAAGAUAGUUAAUAAAUUUUAGUCCGAAUGCUAUCUUUUAAGUCUACAGUUUCAAAAGUAAAUUUGACCCAAACUGUCGUAGGUGUAAAACGAGGCAUUUAUAUUUAACUUGGUAUUAGUGUUCGACCUUCACAAUAAUAUAAGCCUAAAAUAACAGUUUACUGCCAGGUCAAAAAUGAAUGAGGGUUGUUUUGACUUCUUCACCCAUACAUAUAUUUAUAUUUUUGUCAGAUAUUAUGUAUACAAUGGGGAAGGUUAAGGUAUCAUGUAUAUCUCAAAGGCAUCUUGAGAAGGUGAAUGGGUUAUGUAUUUGUUUGUUUAUUCAUGUCUGCUUUCCAAUGUUAUGAGUGUGCAUGUGUAUUUUAUUUCUUUUUUUUUUAAUUUGAAAAGGAACAUACAACUUGUGAAGUACAAGUCAUAAGUUGAUAUAUUGUCAAGGUUGGUCAUUUCUGUGGAAAAGUGCAAUGACAUAUAGGAUUUUCACCUGAAAAUGGUCAUAAUCAGUAUUAUGACAAGUUUUGACAAAAAAACUCCUGGUACCUGAAACACAAUAUUAAAGUGAUCUCACAGAAAAGUGUUUAUUUGACCAUUUUUCCUUGACACUUUGCAUAUUUGUAAGUCUGGCAUCUUCCUAAAUAUUUUAAACUGUACCAUAAAUGGGUUGUCUUCAACAAUCUAUUCAGAAAACCCCUGUUCAUCAGAAAGUGUUAGGUGAAAUAUCAAAAGUUCUUGUAAUUUUUAUUUUAUACAGAUAAAAUAAAACUAUUCUUGACUGAA